Messenger RNA from Sclerotinia trifoliorum, 2890 nucleotides. The record is from the annotation of a GenBank genome assembly. Lineage: Eukaryota; Fungi; Ascomycota; Leotiomycetes; Helotiales; Sclerotiniaceae.
AAAAUGUUUCAUACCGGGGGGAACCUGACCAAGGAAUUAAUUUUGUGGUAUCAGUGGCGCAAUUCAGCCUCUUUCAGCCUUGCUCAGAAUGGGCCUAGAACAGAUGCCCUGCAAGGUUUGGCCCUUUGAAAUCCCUCUCUACUCAUACGCCAUGAUAUUCUCAUAUCCUCAUCAGUGUAAGUUUUUAUGAAGUUGACAAAUUUUUCUCAGUUUGAGCAUGCUCAAAGUCAAACUGCAUCAUUCUACACCCAACCAGGUUACACGACUACGAUAGAGCUGAUCAACAGGUUAUGAUGCAGAGUGAGAAACUUCCUUCUCACCAAAACUUGAGCGAUCCACUACCUCAGAAUGAACAAGAUGGUUUUCGAUCUAAGGCAAAGGCGAAAGCUAAACGGUUGUUAAGAAUUGAUGAUGACGAUUCGUCAUCGGAAAAUAAUGAGGAAGAGCAGUUUUUCGAUUCUGUGGUGGAGGAGAUCAACCAGAGCCCUGCUUUCGACGCAGCCAAGGUGCUCAACACAUCCAGCCUAGAAAAUGGAUCGCGAAUAAAGAGAACGAAAAAUAUCCUACAGGGAACUGCUGAUGCUAUCGUGCAUCCAGUCGCAUCUAUUAAAUCGAAAGCUACGAGGAAAACCGCGGGAAAAUUGGCCAAAAGUAGACCAUAUCUCUCAAAUCAAGCAAAAUUUGACUUCCUUGAAGCCCACGAUGAAUUACAACAGGCCAAGGAUGAUCAGCAUAGUAGCGACGAUGGAGAUGUGAAUGAGGACAAUCUAGGCAAAAUCGACUACUAUGAAAAUAAGGUUCACACAAUUGAGCGAGAUAGGGAGGAAAUACGUGUUGCUUGGGUCACCAAUAGACAUGUUCAUCGUGUUCGCGUCGUUGACAAAACACCUGCACCAUUUCCAUCGGAUCAAUAUUUUGAGGCGCCAGAUGAUCAUGGGUAUGCGGAACUCAAAUGGGGGAAAUAUAUUGGAUAUGUGAGUCUGCACUCUUCACACAAUUGCCAUUUUCAAACUAAACAAUCGAUAGAAGCUUCUCCAUGGUUCACAUAGUUUCACGGCCCAGUAUGUUGAUGAUUUUGAAGAGCUUCCUUUUGACAUAGACAUCUUGCGUAAACACGUAGAGAGGCUCAUUAUAGUCAGUGCUUCACUGCAGGUGUUUGUGUUGGACAUUAGGAGCAUUUACAGGUGGGAGAACCCAUGGCGAACAUCUAGAUGGUUGAUAUCAUAUCUAUUACUUUGGUAUAAAUCAUACAUCAUGUCAUUUUUGGUAAGAAAGUUGUUUGUUUCGAUCAUAGAGUACCGUCUCUAAAUUACCGUUUAGUAUGCGUAUAUCGUUUACGCAACUGCGAAGAACUACUACUACCCCUCAGUGUCCGCAUUGCGCGAGGAAGUUUCGAGAAAUAUUGAUCGAGGAGCGACGGCUUUGAAAGCUGGAGAGUUGAUGGAAAAGCAUGGAAACAAGCACUGGCUGGGGCCUCUUUUGGAACAAAUCGGUCCAUAUUUACAAUUACAAAUUGCGGAUUUAGCCAACUUACUUGAGGUCUACGACAGUUUCUUUCACUUCCGCCGUCCUCAGAACACAUUUUACUCCCUUUUCCUAUUUCUGGCGGUUUUUCUCCUUAGCGUUUGUGCCUCCAUUCAAUUCACCAUGAAAGUAUUCUGGUUCGUGGUUGGUCUUGUAUUUUUUGGUUGUUGGCCUAUUAGCUCCUUAUAUCCCCAAUACCGCUUGCUUGUUUCGCCGCUCAAGUGGGCUUUUUGGGAUAUUCCAACGUACUCAGAAUGGUCUCUUCAAUAUCUCCAAGAACGUGGAUCUUCAGCCUUGGAGAAAAUUAACUCACAUCCAUCGAGGAAUAUAAAUACUCGAGUCGGAGGUGCGGGAAGUGUGGUAAAGUCCGGGAGCCACAAUGAAGAUAAUAACCCAACGGUUGGUGCGGAAAGUGUCCGCGGGGAGCAUCAAGAUAUUUUGUCAUUCAGUUGCACUUUGCAUCACAUUCCGGGACGUCUAAUUCUCUCCACCAGCACCAUUCGUUUUGAACCUUCAGUUCCCAACAUUCUGUCUCGGAAAACAUUCGAUAAACCGUACGGCGAAUUAGUUGAAAUGUCAAAACGAGAGACCGAGGAUAUGCUCCUAGCCCAAUUAGCAAAAGCAACGAUUGGAAGAGAUAAACUAGAGUUGAAGUUUCGUGGGGAAGCCGGUAAUGACAUGCAGGAUGCAAAUCAAAAUGGGCACGUAGUUGUGCUACUGGAGAAUAUGAAUGGGAGAGAUAAGGCUUUCAAUAGUAUCAUAGCAUUCAGCGGGGUAAGGUGGCAGUGCUUACAAAAGCCACUGAAAAAACUUACUGGAAUGGAAAACCGAUCAUCGAACGCGUAGCCCUAUUUAGCACUAUCCACACCAAAAAAGAACGUCGGCGAUCUCUUACGCAUUGACUAAUCAUAACUCCGAGGCUCAAUAGUGUUCCCCUUUUUUCUUCUUUUCGCAAGAAUUGACGACCUUUUAUCCACGCCCACCUACACACAGAGAGAGACUCAUAAUCAUAUUCCCAUGAUUGGGCAAUAAUUGAUUGGGUUCGUGACCUGAUGGUUGUUCCUAAUAAACUGAUAGCUACCGAAAUCGAUGGGUCCGGCACUAGCAAUGGAAGUAAUUUACCAUAAAAAUUGAAGUGAUUCACCGGUUGAAUUUUGAUGGUCGAUCAUACGGCAAUGGUUUGAGGAAUUCUAGUGAUUCUAUGGCAGGGAUCGGAAAAUAAACUUAUGGGGUCAGAAUCAGGAAGAUCUUCGGGAAUGCUUUGAUUCGUUCAAAAACUAAGCUGUAAGCACAAAUCACGAAUGUUUUUCCAAUCCCUGGGGGACUCUAAAAUGCCCCAGCUCAGUGGAUUCUAAUUCGGCCUAAA